Messenger RNA from Sclerotinia sclerotiorum 1980 UF-70, 471 nucleotides. RefSeq lists its product with no specific name. NCBI's taxonomy places the organism in Eukaryota, Fungi, Ascomycota, Leotiomycetes, Helotiales, Sclerotiniaceae. The record is from RefSeq and is a predicted model, not a curated record. The transcript has 4 exons. Bases 1 to 471 code for a protein of 156 amino acids.
AUGUCUCUUCAUUAUUCAAGGUAUAUAAUCCAGUUUCAUCUCGCUGAUAGGACCGAGUUUGAGGAGAAGCGUCAACUUGUGUCGAAGGCUCAUAUCUCGACUUGGUCGAGGAUUUCCGUUCCUGGAGGCCAACUGCGGAUUUUUCAGAAUCAGGGAAUACGCGACCAGAAAUCGAGAUCGGGUUUCGAAGACUUGGAUGAUCUAUCCUACUGGGUUCUUGUUCUUGUUUUUGAUGAUAUUGUUGCGCCUGAUCAGACCCAAUUCUGUAUAGCUUGUCCAUUACAAGGAUCAGGUGAAGAACGGAAAGCAUUAUCGGUGGAGGCGGAGGCGGAGGAUGGAAAGGCUUCCAUUGCUCUGCUGAGAAUUAUUGAGAGGGGUAGUGCUGAAGCAUCGCCGGUAGAGGCUGAGGUAGAAGAUGUGGCAUUAAUGAGCGGGUGUGCGCUUGAGGAUGGCUGGCUUGUUGAGGAAUAG